UCGAUGCGGCAGCAGGAUCCUAACUUCCCCCCAGAGUUGGCCCGGCCGGUCUGAUCGUGACGUGUAUCACCGAGGAGUCCCUGAAAUUGUUCAUGCUGCUAAUAUGAAGUCAGCCAGUUUUGUUGGCGAUGUUAUGAAAUAAGAAAUUGUCGUGGAAGUCGUGUUCGGUCAGUGUUUCGGAAGCAAUAAUGCCUCUCACGGUCGGUGGAGGAGGUGGACUGGCUGAGAGAAAUGUGAUGUGCGUCUUGUUUCCGCUCGUGUUGUUGUUGUCUGUCGGAGUUGCUGCUAUUCAGGAGGAGCUGAAACCUGUCCAAGAGCAGCCCCCACAAGAGAAAGCCCCCAGUUCCCAUCCAGUAGGCCUACUAGUUUCUGAAGAUGCCACCAGCAAAGGAAACCUGGGUUUCAUUCACGCCUUCGUGGCCUCUUUCUCUGUCAUCAUCGUCUCUGAGCUGGGAGACAAGACAUUUUUCAUCGCAGCCAUCAUGGCCAUGCGUUACAACCGUCUCACCGUGCUCGCAGGGGCUAUGCUGGCCUUGGGCGUCAUGACUUGCCUUUCGGUACUGUUUGGCUAUGCCACCACCAUCAUCCCUAGAAUCUACACUUACUAUGUGUCCACUGCACUGUUUGCCAUCUUUGGUGUGCGCAUGCUGAGAGAGGGGCUGAGGAUGAGUCCAGAUGAAGGCCAGGAGGAGCUCGAGGAGGUGCAGGCAGAGAUAAAGAAGAAGGAUGAAGAGCUCCAGCGAUCUAAACUUGCUAAUGGGACUCCAGACGUGGAGGCCGGAUCAGGGACUACUCUGCCUCAGGGAAAGUGGCACAGCUUCAUCUCACCAAUCUUCAUCCAAGCUUUCACCCUCACCUUCCUUGCAGAGUGGGGGGACCGCUCGCAGCUGACCACCAUCAUCCUGGCGGCCCGGGAGGAUCCAUUCGGAGUUGCAGUGGGAGGUACAAUUGGACACUGUUUGUGUACAGGACUGGCUGUUAUAGGAGGGAGAAUGAUUGCCCAGAAAAUAUCAGUCAGAACAGUUACAAUCAUCGGAGGGAUUGUUUUUCUGGCAUUUGCCUUCUCUGCCCUGUUCAUCAAGCCAGAAGCUGGAUUUUAAUCGGAAGAAAGACUUUGAGGCUCACUCUGUACAUAAGUGUAAAAUUGACUGUAGAGAGACUGUAGUUUUGACUCAGUAGGUGUCCAACAGAAAAGUGUGUCAGGCUAAACAGAGAGCCAAAAUCCCGCCCGACUUUCCUCGAAAGCCUCUGUUCCACUACUGUCUGUGAACCAGUGGGAUUCCUCCUAAAGGUUCAGGUUCACAUUAAAUAACAUUUCCCACGAGUCUUAACUUGUAGUGCAGACCAAAGCCUCGUGGGAGGUGUCGACUGUUAUCAAAAUGUGUUUCAACUCUAUCAAGUGCAGACGUUUGACCUUUAGCUUUAGAACAGAAAUCCUUCCCAACUUGAAGCAAACCUCUCAGUGAGUUACAGAUUUGUGGAACAGGUGCCACCCAGGAGAGGAGGCAGGACUCAGUCGCUUUCUAUCAGAGCUGUUUUCUCUUCACAAGGAGUGUGAGACUGAAUUGUUCCUGGUUGCAGCCCUCUUACACUCUACAAGGUCCAGUGGUUGAGAAAUUGAACCUGACAUGAAGUACUUUCCCUCUCAUUCUACAGUUAGGCACCGAGUCCAUUUAUAAAUCUCUUUGCCUUUUUUGUUCUAUUUUUAAAUGCUGAAUGGUUGGUUUUUGUUUUUAUUUUUUGGUAUGUUAAAUAUGAGCCCCGAUGCUGUCAGGUGACUGUCGACAGGAAACUAUUCAUAGACCGAGCUGCUGGAGUUCGUCACUUGUCCAGCAGUCGAGGCUGGUGUCGUUUCCACCCUCCUCUGUGAGCGACGCUGUUUGCUUCAGUGCAUUAAAAACCCCUCUUAUGUGAAGCGGGUCGACUUCACAUAAGAGGGGAACACUGAAAGCAGAGCCAGCAGCAUAUAGCAUCCAACUUUUUUUUUGUGUGAUCUGAUUUAAAUUGAGAUUUUAUUUUAGGCAGAAUACAUCAAAUAUUUCCCUUAGUUUCACACAGGAGCAGUGACAGAUUGAACUCCUAGAAUAGUUCUGUGCAGACCUGUUCAAAGGACAGUGUUUGCAGAACGCUGAUCGACAUCAUACGUCCAACAACAAAACACUUAUCUGGUUGAAGAAGGGCCAGGAAUCAUCUCCACAGGUCGUUUCUUCCUCUACGAUUUCACUGCCUCACCUGCUGCUGCCCCAAACCAGUUAUGGGAAGAGAUUUUCAAAGAACCACAGGUACAGAAUAAAUCUACACAAAGAAUGCAGUAUAUUUCACUCCUAAGCUGUGAUGUAGCUGCAGCAACAUCUCAACAUAAUUCCAAACCCUACGUUUCACCUUUUAUUUAAAGCGGUGUCUAUUUAUUUAGCUUCAUUGUCCUUUUAGGCGUACGUACUGUAGGCACACCAGGUGGGAGAGGACACCCUAAGAAGGAAUGGAACUACUUUUUUUUAAGGCUAAAGCUGCGUUGUCAAUAUUUGACAGGCUGUGCCCCGCUGUGAAAUAUUUCUGUUUGUCAUACAGGUUGUUUGAAAUGCCUAUAACUCUAAAAUGCUCAAUAAAGCCAGUUUGAUGUGUCAUCUGAUUUCUAAACCA
Acanthochromis polyacanthus (spiny chromis) is the source of this 2640-nucleotide messenger RNA. RefSeq names its product transmembrane protein 165 (gene tmem165). The coding region runs from base 189 to 1100 and encodes 303 amino acids. Gene Ontology annotation, molecular function: manganese ion transmembrane transporter activity; calcium ion transmembrane transporter activity. NCBI's taxonomy places the organism in Eukaryota, Metazoa, Chordata, Actinopteri, Pomacentridae. Gene Ontology annotation, cellular component: Golgi apparatus. The record is from RefSeq and is a predicted model, not a curated record. Gene Ontology annotation, biological process: calcium ion transmembrane transport; Golgi calcium ion homeostasis; Golgi calcium ion transport. The transcript has 6 exons.